This is a messenger RNA of Labeo rohita (rohu), 6247 nucleotides long. RefSeq names its product progestin and adipoQ receptor family member 9 (gene paqr9). The record is from RefSeq and is a predicted model, not a curated record. Bases 1432 to 2556 code for a protein of 374 amino acids. NCBI's taxonomy places the organism in Eukaryota, Metazoa, Chordata, Actinopteri, Cypriniformes, Cyprinidae. The transcript has a single exon. Gene Ontology annotation, cellular component: membrane. Gene Ontology annotation, molecular function: signaling receptor activity.
GUACAUAACCUUUGCAGUAAAAUAAGGCCUGUAAAACUACUGAAAUCAGUCAUGUCAGAAGCUAUAGCUAUAGCCUGUAAAUGCCGUAGCCUUAGGCGAGUGUUCUGCGUAGCGUGUGGGGGAUAAAGAUAGAGAAACAGUACGUAAGUGUCUGUGCGAGAGAGAGAGAGAUAAAGAGACAGAGAGAGAGGCUGGCUGCAGACGGGGAAUUUGUUGUACAGUUCUAAAGAAGUCAUACAGCUCGUGUGACCACAAAACACACAUCAGGUUUGUUACGGGUGCUGCGCUGCUUUGCCGGAGCUGGCAACACGGACGCUUUUAUCCUGAUUAAGUAACGGCAGGACAUGAGAGCGCCAGACACACAUACAGCACCUCACAGCCGGCAUUUGAGCAAGAAGUCAAGGGCAAUCUAAUGAUAAAGGGACUAGGAGCCGGUUGACUGUUUAUUUAGAAGUGCUGUCGAGCAGAAACGAAAUAUCUCCUUCCUGGAAAAGAGCUCGUGCCGGAUCACACAGCACCGCAAUGCGAAUGUCGAGCGAAGGGACCAGUACAACUGCUUCUAACACGGGCGAAAAUAGAGGAAUUAGCCGCCGCACAGACAGCUGAAUCGUGAGAAAUGUUCUCUGUUCCUGUUCUGAGGUAAAACAUCGCCGUGAGACUGCGUGAAACGGCUGUUUUCAAGAUCAGCUACUAAUCUACAGCAAGGCAUCUUCAUAUGAGACAGCACGCGAUAAUCUUUCCGAUGAAUUAUGCACGGCGGAGCAUGAAUAAUACACUGAGGGGUGACGCUCGUUUUCAGAGACCGGCCGGUGCCCGACCGUGUCCCACAUGACCUACUUUUAAAAGCUUUAAUGCAGGAGAGAUGCAGCCGCAGUGAGAAGCAAAAAAGACCUUCAGCACUGAAAAAAACAAGCUCACUGUUUGCUCAUAUGUGUGGCCGAAAUCGUGUGGACCUCAGGUGACAUGAACUUGACUUGAACAGUCAUCUCUAUAUAAAUGUCCUCGGUGAUUGCUGGCGUAAUUGUUUUAAAACGAAUAUACCACGCCGAUAGCAUUACAGACUUCAGCUAACGGGGAAAAGGGACCCUGGAGCCGUUGACCUUUGCACUUGCAACAGCAGGAUUAUUUAUUUCUGCUAAAACCACAGUCAUUUCACUGUGCACAUGCUGUUGGGAUUUGUAUGGGAUUGGGAUUUGCCGUUGCCAUCUGAAAUCUGCACAAGAACUCCAUAAAUGCUUCUAAAGGAUUAUUAAAAUGACAUUUGCAUCCCUGUGAUGUCAUACAGUUUGAUAAUCAUGCGUUCUGAUAGCAAUACUAGUUAUUUAAUGACUACCUACAACAUUGAAUGUUGAAUGAAUCUAAUUCAACAAUGAUUCAAAGCUCAGGAGAUAUUUUUAUUGCUUGUCAGUGAAUUUACCUCUCGGUCCAAUCAUGUGGUCACUUCCAUUACUACGUUACACUGACGUUCCACCAAGAGUGACUGAGAACUUCAUUUUGUCUGGUUAUCGUUUCCCGAACUACAGCCUACGGCAGUGCCUAGCUUCUGCUUUUCGUCCUACCAAUGAGACCGGAAACUUCUGGACGCACUUCCUGCCCAUCUUUGUGUUCACUUUUCACUUUCUAGAGGUUUUCACGUGGGAAGGAGCGCCGGAACCUAGCGAUCCUUUUUUUUACCCUUUCUGGAACUACUUCCUGGGGGUGUUGUACCUGCUGCUAGCCAGCAGUCUGGCGCAUCUUCUUAACUCCAUGUCACUCAUCAUUCGUGAAAUCUGUUUUUUUGUGGACUAUGGGACUAUCAGUGCGUAUACGGUGGGUUCCUCACUGGCGUAUUACUACUACAUCCAUCCUCAAGCAGGCAUACCAGAGAUUGGAUUCGGUGGACAGAACUCUACCCAAAGGAGGAGCCUGAACGCUGAUGAAGAGGCUUGGCCCUCUGCAUCUUCUCCGACUCAGUUCCAGCUGUUUUUUGAAAGCCUCUACAUCCCAUCCUCCUUUCUGGUUGCUAUCAUAUGCGUCAUCACCUGCUGUAACACAAGACAGUGCUGGAGGAAGUACCGCUAUGCUGUCCGCACACUUGUCUUCCUCCUUCCGUUUUUCAUCUCCUCCACUCCAGUCUUCUACCGUCUCCAGAGUACCUCCGCGAGCUCUUUGUCAUCCGCCUCCCCUCAUUUGUUCUCCACCAUGGCUGCCUUCUUCUACCGCCACUGCUUUUGGCUGGUGGUAUCUGCCAUCUUCAAUAUCAGUAAGAUCCCAGAACGAUUUUCUCCAGGGAACUUUGAUAUCUGGGGUCACAGCCAUCAGUGGUUCCAUUGCUGCACUUUCCUGUCGAUCCUGGAUGAGCUGCAAAUGAUCAAAGUGGAGAUACAGGCCCUGCUUCUCAACCCAACUUUGAUACUAUCACCUGCAAUGCCACCUAGGCUCCCUGGACCAACACUCUGUUCCACCUAUGGGGUCAUGGUGCUUCUGCAGGGGUGCAUAGCGUGCAUCAUUGCCUUGUUUGGCUGGCAGGCAUAUCAGAUCUAUGGGCCAGAGCAAAAAAAGCUAAAGGGACAUUAGGGGACACUGUCAGGUUUAAAGGAUUUCGAUUUUUGAACAAUGUUUUAAUGAUUUCUGGAGCAUGAACUCUGUCAUUUCAAUCAUUUUAAAAGGGGUCCCUGUUGAAAAAAUAAGCAUACGCUGGUUAGAUAUGUUUUGAAGCAUGGCAGCUGGUUUGAGCUGGUGUAAGAUGGUCCUCAGUUGGUCCUGAGCUGGAUUUAAGCUGGUUAUGCGCUGGUUUAACCCUAAAAUGUAUACCUCAGGUCUUUAGCGACCCGGCAUCAUUUACUACCCUCUCCCUCCUUCAUUUUUAAGUUUGAUAUCUCCUUCUUAGUAUUCCUCAAUCUAUUGAUUAUAAACAAUAUAACAAGAAACAAAAAAUCUAAAAGUAUAUAUUUUUUGAAUUAUUUUUUUGGUAAAAAGUGUAUUGGGUCGAUAGAGACCCGAGGUGUGUAAUAGUGUAAGUAUAUUUUUUAUGCGCAACAAUAUGUAAAGAUCUGAUGACUCAAUACAUGGAAUUCACCUUUAUUCCUCGAGGUGGCACUGUUUAAACUAAUCAGGUGCUGGUCCUUAUUACCAGCUCAGAACCAGCUUAAACCAGCUCAUGACCAACUAAGGGCCAGCUUAAACCACCUGCGAUGCUUCAAAACCUAACCAGCAUAUACUGUUUUUUCAACAGGGAUCGGUCACCCAGAAAUGAUAAUUUCAUUAUUUACUGACCCUCAUGUUGUCUAAAAACUCAUAUGGCUUUCUUUCUUUUGCAAAGCACAAGAUAUUUGUAUUUUUAUUAAUGGAACCCAAACUUUAAAGCUCUAAGAAGGAGAUAAAGGUAACAUGAAAUUAAUGCACAUGAGUACACUGGUAUCUUCAAAGGCGAGUCGAGUUCCUCAGAAAAAAGAAAGGUUUGUAAUAAAAUGGUGACAUAAAUGAUGACAUAGUUUUCAUUUUUGGGUGAACUGUCCCUUGAAGUUUGAUAUGGUCACAUAAAAUAAGUGCACAGUAGGCAUUAUUUUGACAAAAAUGUGAAUGUUUUAGCAGGUUUCAUUGUAAGGACUUUGAGGGAGGCUGUUUUUUUUGCUGUCGGGUGGUCAAAGUCCUUGCUGCUCUGUAAUCAGCAAGCUGACUCGGCCACAUUUGCUCCCCAGGGGCUGUAUUGUUGAGCUUCUAGAAAGUUCUCAUAAGUUUCAGUCAAGAGGGGUUUAAAAUGACGCAUUAUUGAGGUUUUACUAGGGCACCUUAUAUUGUAACACUCUUCAUCAUUGAAAUUCAGUUUCUUAGCCUGUCUAUUAUCUAUCACUGUCUUGCUUUUUCUCUCAUCCGCCCACUCACAUUUCCUCCCUCUUUUUAACAAACCCUUUAAACAGGAAGUACAGACAAACACAAAUAGUUUCAGCCAAAGUGUUUGAAGCAAAGGGAAAUGAGAGGGGUGGAGUUUCAUGCUGCUUUACAUCACCGCAGUGCUAAACUACACCCUUCACAGUUUUUUUUAACAAACAUUACAUUUCACGUUAUGCUAUCAAUGCUAGUAAUUAUAGACUUUGAUUAAGGUGUGUGGCAGCAUAGGUAGUAACCCUAUAGAUAUCAGUUGAAAUGCUAUAUCAUAAUUUACUGUAACUAUGCAUUGCUAUUGAUUGUAUACGCUUCUCUAUGACUUGACAUUUGAUUGAAGGCCUUGGUGGUAAGACUGAAAGGAGAAAAACAAAGCCAUAUCAUUGUUAAAAAACAUAUCAGCAAGUACUGUUUUUACUGUAAAGGCCAGUUUUGAAGACACAGGUUAACUGGAGUCAUGGGCUACACAAAAAUGUCUGUGGUAAAUCGUAGUUACUAAUAACUAUAGACUAGAAAGUGCUACUAGCUGGCUGUAUUCAGCCUUCAGUUGUCACUGGUCUUUUGAACAGCUAGUUGAAUUUUCUUUCAUCCAAUCAGAUACUCAGUAAGUGGUGCUCUUUUUAGGGAGUGUGUUAAGUGCUUUAGUGAAACACCUGUUGACAAAACAUACAGGUUAUUUAGUCUGAGAGUUUGGUGUGGUUUAACAAUAUUUGUGAAUUUCUGUGUGAACAUGUCUUUGUUGCUGUGAAUGACAAAUUGAGGUCAUUGAUCAAUCAGAUGUUGUGGCUGUCAAAAAAGAUGUUUUGUCUCUGUUGUUCUGUCCUCCAACUUCAAAGUCAGGCAGGCCGAAUAGUUGCAAUAGGUGUGAGGACAUAGUUUUUUUAGUUGUUUAUGUGUUUUUGUCUAUCACAGGGAUUCAUUCGUUAGUCAUUAAUAACUUGGGUUACUAUUUGUAUCACAUAAUGAGAAAAGAAUUUGUUACAUUGCACUGUGUUGCACAAGCGUAGUAUUAAAAUCUAGACAGAAUAUAUGAUUUGCACAUAAAUGAUCUAAUGUUUCUGCGCUAUAGUCUGUGAUUUUAACAGGGACCCAAUGUACAUCUUUCAACCUGGUUGUCUACAAAAUUAGACAACGUUUUACAAAUGACAGAGCAUUGUUGGACUGUUUGCAAGUUUUGUUUGCUAUGGUGCAGGUCUGUCAACUUUGUGCUGUCAUGUUGCUCAGCUUGCGCUAACACCUCACACCUGUAAUAAGACAUAUAGUUAUACUCUACAGAUCAAAUGUACAAGAGACUAAACCUGCAUCAAAUAUACUCGCUCUGGAGAAAACACCAAAAUAUGAAUAUUUAAAAACUGUGUUUAAAUCAGCUUGAGUAGAAAUUCUAGUUCUAGAACAGUUUGUCUAGAACAGUUUAGUUCUCAGGGGAGAAGACGGAUUCUAGUCUUAAUGCACUGGAAGCUAUGCUGUAUGCCCACUGCUGUAGUGUGAGGUUAUAAUCAUGGUUUACUUGAGUAGAACAUGCUAAUAAAUCUUAUUUAUUAAGAUGUAGGCUUGAACAUGAAACUAGAAUACCAGUUUAGUGGAUAUUACUAUAUAAGAGUUAUUGUACUGCUUCUAUUUCAAUCUGUAUCAAAAUGAAAACUAGAGAUCAAUAAAUUUAAAUGGUAAAUAAUGUGUCUGUUUCUUUUUAAAAGACUAUUUUAUGUGUAUGAGUUAAAUGUUAAGCUGAGAAAUCCUUUGAGAGAAGGAUAUCAUAUUCACAAUUCCAUGUCUGCAGGUGUGAAUUUGCCUAUAUUUGCAUUUACAUAUCCGUGUGUGUGUGUUUGUGAGUGAAUGACUAAUGCUGAGUAACAGGAGUAGCUGGCACUCUUAUGUCACAGAACAGGCCAUCCCCUCUCUACCUAUGUCUACAUGCUUUAGGAAGUGAAACACCAAAGCAAGAAACACAAGAAUAUAUCCUGUAUAUGCAGCACUGACCUCAGAUAUUCAGAUAGACAAUAGUGUGAGACAGACACCUUGAAUGUGAAAGGGAAAUGAAUGGAAGGAUACAUUUUCCAUAGGUUUUUUUUUUUUGUUUGGCUGUUUUCCAGCAUAAAGUAGACGCUAUACACAGCACCUCAUUUUACAUGUGUCCACUUGAUGGAGACAUACAGCUGUUUGUUUUCUAUUGGCCUGGAACACUUAGUUCAAGGAGGAAAUCCUGUGGGGCUCUUUGCACCUUGUUGUCAAAACAUACAUGUCAUGACAUGAUUGUUUUUACAGUGUAAGAAGCCAAGAGUAGCGUAAUAAAAUUACUGUAGCGUUCAAGUUCAGGUUCAAUAAGAUUUUGUAUAUAUUUAAGAGAAAUUAAUACUUUUAUUCAGCAGGGAUACAUUAAAUUGAU